Molecule: messenger RNA, 306 nt
Organism: Oppiella nova
Lineage: Eukaryota; Metazoa; Arthropoda; Arachnida; Sarcoptiformes; Oppiidae
Source: the annotation of a GenBank genome assembly
AUGAUACUCUUCCUCAACUCUCCAGACAAAGCGUGUCAGCUCGCGAAACAGGCUAACCCAGACCGCGAGUUGAAGAGACAAUUUUACUAUGAGAUCCUUAACGCCGCCGAUCGCGCCUGUCAUUUGGCGAAGCAGGCGUUUGACGACGCGAUCGCCGAAUUGGACACUCUUAACGAAGAUUCCUAUAAAGAUAGUACGCUCAUCAUGCAGCUGCUCAGAGACAACCUCACGCUCUGGACGUCUGACACACAGGGAGAGCCUCUGCUUGUUGUUCUCCCGCCUCUAUUAACUAUUCAGCACACUUAG